Molecule: messenger RNA, 762 nt
Organism: Drosophila rhopaloa
Lineage: Eukaryota; Metazoa; Arthropoda; Insecta; Diptera; Drosophilidae
Exons: 3
Coding region: 21-737 (238 amino acids)
Source: RefSeq, a predicted model, not a curated record
UGUAUUUUUUUAAAUUUCGUAUGAGAAACAGUAUAACUUUCCACGAACUACUUUUGUAUCGCAUAAUUUGCGACAUGUUUAAAUUGAUACCAUUUUCAUAUCAGUUUUGUGCACUGGGAAAUUCCUAUGAUGUGAUUGCAGAUGCGUGCCGAGAUAAAACGGAGCUCUUUAGCUUUCUGGACUCUAAACAAUGGAGAAGUUUCAGGCGCAACGUUGAGAGUUUCCUGAGGUGCGACUUCGCAUACUAUCAUAUAUAUUAUUGGUUCAUCCUAAUAUUUAGCUUAUAUGGAGCGAUGCACAGUCUUUUUAAUUUCGGACGUUUAAUUUUCACCAAGGAAGUGAGUAGUAAUUCCUUAUGGCACAACCAUCGAUUCAAUGUACUGCCGCCAAUUGUGAUCAGAAGAUUAGGACUUGUGAAGGCCUUUAUACAGAUUAAUGUUUGGUCGACAUUGUUGUAUGGUGCUUUAUUUGUGUCACCUAAUCACAUGGCUCCUUGGUUGUGGGGCCAUCUAGUGAUAAUCGUUUUUAAACUGGCAGCUGCAAUUUUAAUGCGCAUAAGAGGUCAACGACUUCGGACCACAAUCUAUCUUAUCGUUUACAUGCUGACCAUCUGGCUUGUACGUCAGUCGAUGAGAGCAUUUUUCAUAGCCCUGGAACAGGAGACCCAAGAAAAUCUAAUGCUCUACUUGCCAAUUAUACAACCUUUAUUACACUAUGGAAAUAGCUUUGUAAUAUGAAUACAAAAAUUAUUAUGUUCACUUA